Molecule: messenger RNA, 796 nt
Organism: Helicoverpa armigera (cotton bollworm)
Lineage: Eukaryota; Metazoa; Arthropoda; Insecta; Lepidoptera; Noctuidae
Product: LITAF domain-containing protein
Exons: 4
Coding region: 266-667 (133 amino acids)
Molecular function (GO): zinc ion binding
Source: RefSeq, a predicted model, not a curated record
ACAUUGCAUGUGUCACUGUCUGACUGACCGAGUGGAAACUAUAGUUGUUGUUAACCACAGAGUGCUAUGUUAUAAUAUCUAAGGACUGUGUGUAAAUAUAAUAGGAAUAAAAAAAUACACCUAGUAUUUCAUACCCUAGUGCAAGUAUUGAUUUUUCAUCGAGGUGCGCCGAGCGCCGAGGGAGGUAGUGUACUUUCUGAACUUCCAGUUACCUGGAGGCAGCUCACACUACUCGUGCGUUAAAUAGUGUAUUUCAGAAGGCACAAUGGAGAAAGGCUGGAAUCCGCCUCCAUAUGGGUGGGGUAACGCGCACACGACUCAGCCGCCACCGGCCGCGCCUCCCAGCUACUCUCAAGCGGUUGGGGGUGUUGGACCUUCCAGCCCUUACACACCACAGUACCCACCAUCAUCUGGACCUUCCAUAGUGACGACGGUAGUGCCAGUGGGUCCCCACCCGACUCAUAUGAUCUGCCCCAGCUGCCAUGCUGAAAUUGACACGGCUACUCAAACAAAACCUGGACUGAUUGCUUACAUUUCUGGAGCCAUCAUAUUCCUUUUAGGAUGUUUUCUGGGAUGUUGUCUCAUCCCCUGCUGCAUCGACAGUUGCAUGGAUGUACAUCACAAAUGCCCCAACUGCGCAGCCUAUCUAGGCCGGUACAGACGAUAAACAUCUCAAGCUGCAGUUUAUGAAAUGAAGAAAGAGGGGAAACCUUCAAAGAUCUGUAUCAGAAUCCUCCAUUACACCCUGCCUAUUUUAAUUAGCUUUUUUUAAUAUUAUCGAUGAUAUUCCCAUAUG